AUGGAGAUGGACAGGGGGAAGGUCUCUGACCGCUAUCAGGCCAACCUGAACAGAGUGCUGACUGGGACGCCCCUCCCCCUACACCCCAUCCCUCUCCCCCUGCAUGUCCAUACCAGACUGAGCUCUGGGAGCAGCUCCAGCCCCUGUACCCCUGCCAUGCAGAGGGCUGCCAUACAACAGGUACAGUAGCCCCACCCCCCUGCCCAAACCAGCGUACCCUAACUCCACCAAUCAAUCAAAUCAAUCAAUAUCUUUAUUUGCCCCAAUUUGGAAAAGAAUUAUGUAGCUUGUCGUAAACAAAAUGUACUUAUAGUGUACAUUACAUGUAUUUAGGACAUAACACCACAGCCAUACAUACUUAACAUUAACACAUAGUUAUUUUAAACAAGCUGCCAAACAGAUUCAAAGUAAAGGGUUAACACACAAUUCAGAGAAUAGGCAUUGCCUCUCUAUAUCAGUCACUGUGAAUUUAAGAUGACAAAUCUCUGUAAAUGUCAUUCUCUUUCUGUUUAUUAUGAAGUUACAAGACCUCUUGCAAGACCCAAUUGAACAAUCAAAAGUGUGUCAUGGCUUUCAAAAUAUAUUUGGAUCAUUGCAACAUUUAGUCCAUAAUGUUGUUUGAUCGGUGGUUAGGCUACUAGCUGGCAAAAAGUAGGCUACAUGAAAAGUGCAAUAAUGUUAAAGUUGCACUAUGUAGAAAUCGCUUCGCCAUUUCCUGGUUGCUAAAACUAUCAUAGUUUGCCUCAUUUCAGUUUAUGUGACAAAAUAAGCUAGUAUAGUGCAGAGAGUCAUUGUACCAUCUAAACCGCUGUGAAAGAUACAAAAGUAUGUGGACACCCCUUGAAAUUAGUGGAUUCGGCUAUUUCAGCCACACCCGUUGCUGACAGGUGUUACGUUACAUCAUUAUUCCCCCCCCAAAAAAAAAAAUCAUUAUUCUAAUGUAUUUUUAUUUUUAUCAUCAAACCACACAUUAUACCCCAUAAUGACAAAGCGAAAACAGGUUUUUAGAAAUUUUUGCAAAUGUAUUACAAAUAAAAAACAGAUACCUUAUUUACAGAUAAGUAUUCAGACCCUUUGCUAUGAGACUCGAAAUUGAGCUCAGGAGCAUCCUGUUUCCAUUGAUCAACCUUUAAAUGUUUCUACAACUUCAUUGGAGUCCACCUGUGGUAAAUUCAAUUGAUUGGACAUGAUUUGGAAAGGCACACACCUGUCUAUAUAAGGUCCCACAGUUGACAGCGCAUGUCAGAGCAAAAACCAAGCCAUGAGGUCGAAGGAAUUGUCCGUAGAGCUCCACGACAGGAUUGUGUCGAGGCGCAGAUCUGGGGAAGGGUACCAAAACAUUUCUGCAGCCUUGAAGGUCCCCAAGAACACAGUGGCCUCCAUCAUUCUCAAAUGGAAGAAGUUUGGAACCACCAGGACUCUUCCUAGAGCUGGUUGCUCGGCCAAACUGAGCAAUAGGGUGAGAAGGGCCUUGGUCAGGGAGGUGACCAAGAACCCAUUGGUCACUCUGAUAGAGCUCCAGAGUUCCUCUGUGGAGAUGGCAGAACCUUCCAGAAGGACAACCAUCUCUGCAGCACUCCACCAAUCAGGCCUUUACAGUAGAGUGGCAAGACGGAAGCCACUCCUCAGUAAAAGGCACAUGACAGCCAGGUUGGAGUUUGCCAAAAGGCACCUAAAGGACCCUCAUACCAUGAGAAACACGAUUCUCUGGUCUGAUGAAACCAAGAUUGAACUCUUUGCCCUGAAUGCCAAGCGUCACGUCUGGAGGAAACCAGACACCGCUCAUCACCUGGCCAAUACCAUUCCUACGGUGAAGCAUGGUGGUGGCAGCAUCAUGCUGUGGGGAUAUUUUUCAGCGGCAGGGACUGGGAGACUAGACAGGAUCGAGGGGAAAGAUGAAUGGAUCAAAGUACAGAGAGAUCCUUGAUGAAAACCUGCUCCAGAGCGUUCAGACUGGGGCGAUGGUUCACCUUCCAACAGGACAACGACCCUAAGCAGACAGCCAAGACAACGCAGGAGUGGCUUCGGAACAAGUCUCUGAAUGUCUUUGAGUGGCCCAGCCAGAGCCCGGACUUGAACCCGAUCUAACAUCUCUGGAGAGACCUGAAAAUAGCUGUGCAGCGAUGCUCCCCAUCCAACCUGACAGAGCUUGAGAGGAUCUGCAGAGAAAAAUGGGAGAAACUCCUCAUACAGGUGUGCCAAGCUUGUGGCGUCAUACCCAAGAAGACUCGUGGCUGUAAUCGCUGCCAAAGGUGCUUCAACAAAGUACUGAGUAAAGGAUCUGAAUACUUUUGUAAAUGUGAUAUUUCAGUUUUUUAUUUGUAAUAAAUUAGCAAACAUUUCUAAACCUGUUUUUGCUUUGUCAUUAUGGGGUAUUGUGUGUAGAUUGAUGAGGGGAAAAAACAAUUUAAUACAUUUUAGAAUAAGGCUGUAACGUAACAAAAUGUGGAAAAAGUGAAGGGGUCUGAAUACUUUCCGAAUGCACUGUAUUUGACCGCAUCUGUAUAAAUAUUAAAUGUGCCAUCCCAGGCGUGUGCUCAGUGGUUGAUCAUAUAGUUUUCCUUCCUUAUACAUUACCCAGAACCCAACAACCAAAUAUUUUUAUAACUAACCCAAGAUAGACCAGAGCCUGUCGUUUCCAAUGGGAGCAAAUUAAUCAUUGUGGGCAGAGCAAAGCACGAGCUAGUGAGAUCCUAUUGGCGCGUUCUAGCAUUUAUUUGCAUAUUUCGGUUAGGGAACGCCUACUCUGUGAAGUGCACAUGUGCAAUAACUCAAUUCACCCUUGCACUCUUUCUAAAUGCAAUUUAGUAAACUGUAUGGAGCUCAAAUGUUUUAUUCGAUGAGAAAAUUAGCAGAAUGUCAGCCAAAAUCCAUCUCGCUCCAUCUUCUCCCACUGCCGUCCACUGGGCUUCCUCUCAUCACCAUAUUUGGUAAUGAGUGGAAACGCCAACCGAAUGCUUCACAUUUGUACAUCCGGUGAAAUAUCUGGCUCAUUGUUCUAUCUGUGCAACAACUACUGCUACUACUUCCUCAUUCAUAUUCCCCAUCUUGUCUGUAGUACCUACAGUACUCAGAGGCUCUCUCCCAAAUAGUACCAUAUUCCCUUAUAGUCAACUUUUAACCAGGGACCAUAUGGUCGAAAGUAAUGCACUAUGCAGGGAAUAGGGUGCCACUUGGGAGGCGACCAAUGUGUCACUAAAUAAAGUAAUCUAAACCAGAGCUGUACGUAUCCAAAAAUAAAUGGCUUGAACUAAACUAAGUCUCCAUUUCAGAAUGCCAAUCUUGGCUCCAGUCGAGACGCCCCUCACAGCAGCUCUAUGUCUGACAUGGCCACCACUCCCAUGUCUCCUACGUUUGACGAUGUCUUCUGGGACUUCCCAAGCUCUGUGGAGCACCCACCAAAGGUUGGUCAGACUUAAUCGAUCUCACGUCAGGUGUAACUAAAGGUUUUUGUCUGUCUAUCUUUUCUUCCGGUUGUGUGCAUGUACAACACUAUAUCUGUGAGGUGGAUACAGUACCAUACAGUAUACUGUAUGUGUGGUGUAUAUUUGGAUCUGAGUGGUGUGUGUUUGUAUUUGUGUGGUAUGUGUGUGUGGUAUAGGGGGGGGGGGGGGGGGGAGUAUUUGUGUGUGUGUUAGUGAUGCGGGGUCAGCUGUUUGUUCACCUGCACUCAGUGUUGUGUAUUCAUGGAUGCCAAGGGAAGCCAGGCUUCCCCAAAUAUUAUAUAAAAUAAUUUAUAUUUCGUCUCUCUCUGUGUUUUCAUAAUUUUCUGUCAAUUCGCAAGUGGCUGAAUCUCACCAGAGAAAUCAUCGGAGCGAGGGAAACAGCGCCCCUCUAUCUCAGUAUUUGUAGUCCAUGUAUCUGAUGGUGUCUGGACCAAAAGAGUAUAACAUGUUGCCGCUGUAGCAUUUGAUUGAUUGAUGCCAACAAGCAUUUGGCCUACCUUGAUUAAAAAAAAAAAUAAUAAUAAUUAGCCCAUCAGCGUUGAGCUGAGCUCAACUGUGGGUUGUCCUGGUGCAGCAAAAACAUCCCCCAAGGGAGGCCAGUUUGGAUUUGGCUUAACACAAUGUCCAGCAGUAGCUAGCUUGCUAAAUCAGACCUUACCUAAGCAGUGGAGAUGGGGAUUUGGACUUGUAGUUUUGACUUCAUUUUCUGUACAGGCCAAUGAAUAUGAUAGCAAUUCUGAUCCAACCAUAAAUUAAUAUGUUGUACCACUGGCCUGAGACGAUUGAAGUUCAAUAUGUAACCUAGAUGUAGCCUGGUAGAUUCACGUUAACUAGCUAGCUAACUUAGCUGGUUCAUUGUUGUUCAUGCGAAGAAGUUAGGCUAGCAAGCAAGCAUUUUAGCUAGGUAGCCUAUGACAACAACACUAAAAGUGUAUUGUAUGACAGAGCCAUAGACUGUUUUGCCAACAUGAAAGAGAGGAGAAUGGCAUUGGCGUUCAACUAGUCUACAAGGAGGGUGAGUCAACAUGUUCUGUUUUACAUGCGCGCGCACACACACAGAAAUCAGCCACAUGAUAUUUAGCAACGUUGAUUGGACUAAAUACUUUUUGGUAUGUUUAAGUUUGUUUGCAGUGUAUUAAACUAAGCAUAUAUAUAUAUAUAUAUAUAUAUAUAUAGCCUUGUUGAUUUGAUGAUGUUGAAACGUUGAAAUGGUGCUGGUAUAGCGGAGGCAGUGCUCCUGUUGUCUGUGCUGACUUGUGGUAACUCCGUAGUUCUAAAUCAGUAACGUUAGUUGUUUAGUAAACUGUCGAAAACAUUAAAUUGCUUGACCAUGCUGCAGGUCAUAACUAUUUGUACAUGCAAUAUUUGCUUUGUGGACUUUACCGGACAGAUGUUGCUCUCCGGUUUUGUGAUGAAACAAAUGUAUGUUUAGUUGAAUUUGUUCCACCACUGUGUGACUGUCUUUUUGUUGUCACGGCCUUAUUGUAUAUCACAGUGGUUUAUGAACAAAUGGUUAUAGAGCAAACAACGCAAUUAUCACAACAUACUGUAGGUUGUAAUAUGGCUUUUUUACUGGCUUGGCUUCCUCAGUAAUUUUACCCACACACCGCUACUUCCCGCACCCAGUGUUGGCUGUUUUUGAAUACGAUGUCGCAGGUUUUUCAGCUAUUUGUAAGUUGCACUGCGGCCGCCAUGGCAUUUCUCUUAAAAACAUAUAUAUGUGACCUGCUGUUGACUGUCAGGUAGGGAGGCAGGCUGUUGCUGAGUGAGUGGUGGAGAGCAGUGUUGCCAACUCCUCAGUAAGGAAAGUAGCUAUUGGCUGUCCUAAAAGUCGCUAGAAGUCGCUACAUGACGUCAUCACCUAAUUUGCAUAAUUGGCCAUGAGCAUGUAAUUGUGAUAGACGCUGUAGGAGAGAGGAAUAACGUCGACGGAGAGACAAAAAGUGAGUAAAAAACACCCUACAUUUACAUCCUGCCCUGAAUGUAAGCCAGGGCGGGUUCAGCCAGCAGUGGCUUCCCGCAUGCGCGAUUCAUUUGCAGUCUGGACGCGGAGGGGUGAACAUCUCCUGCUCUGAUUGCAGCUGGGAGGGACUGCUGCGUGAGGACUGGGCCACCUGUGAGAGCUGUGGGAUGGGGGUGGGGCCCACGGCGGGGGUGGGGCCCACGGCAGCACCCGCUGCUCGUUGAGAAGAGUAAGAACGAUACGUGCUUUCACGUCAGAGUCUCCAAAAGUCUCCAAUAACACCAGAAAAAGUUGCUAGAUUUGUUUGUUUUUUUGAAAAUGUGUCGCUAGAGGGGUCUGAAAACUCGCUAACUAUAGCGAAAAAGUCGCUAAGUUGGCAACACUGGGAGAGGACCGGACGAGUGUGUGUGUUGAGAGAGCACUACAGUUAUUGGCUGAGUCACGUGAGCGAGAGCAGCAAGUGCGCACGUUGUGACAACUUUUUACAAGUUGUAGGUAGGCUAUUUAGAUUCUCAUUAUGGAGACACCUAUUUCCAAACCUUUUUCCAUAAAACAUAUUAAUAGAACUGAUGCAAAUCAAGAAAUAAUGCAGACAAAGCACUGGAAAACGACUUUGGGCGCACUAGAGCGCAUUACAUAAAUCUGCUCUGAGGUGGUUUAAACUGCAUUCUAAUGUUGACUGUGGUCUAAGGCACUGCAUCGCAGUGCUAGCUGUGCCACUAGAGAUCCUGGUUCGAAUCCAGGCUCUGUCGUAGCCAGCCGCGACCGGGAGACCCAUGGGGCGGCGCACAAUUGGCCCAGGGUAGGGGAGGGAAUGGUCGGCAGGGAUGUAGCUCAGUUGGUAGAGCAUGGCAUUUGCAACGCCAGGGUUGUGGGUUCGAUUCCAGUAUAAAAAAUAAAAAUGUAUGCACUCACUAACUGUAAGUCGCUCAGGAUAAGAGCGUCUGCUAAAUGACUAAAAUGUAAAUGUAAAUGACUGCUUAAAGAAAACGGUAUCAAGCAAAAUGCUUUAUGCAUGCUCAGUUCUUGGGUCUCGGGGGCUGCCCAAGUGGAAAUGUUAAAUGGAAGUUAUGGAACUGCCUCGCGUGGUUCUUUUUAUUGGGAAAAGUCCUCAAUGAAACUGACAUUAGGCUAAAUGUGGAGAAUUAUACAUUUGCCUCUGUUGGCCAACAAGUAGCCUAUUAAUGUAUAUGCCAUUGUAGGCUACCAUUUUAUAGAAUAAAUAUGUUGAAAUGACGAUAUCACUUGAGUCAUAGCAAAUCAAUUUGUGCCACUUGUGUAGCCUACCUGGAGCUGGCAAACUGAUUUAAUAAAUAGCCUAUAACUUCAGUUUAUUGUUGUUGUAGCCUUGUGUUAUUAUGCAAUUAUUAAUGGACAUGUUUAGUUAAUUAAAUUGGAAGUUAUCAAAGCUCUAUCGCAAUUGCAGGUCAGUUGUUAGAACGCAUUAGAUUGAUGGUAACAGUAAUCAAAUUAGGCUACAGGUAAAAACUUUUUUUUUGAAAUAAACACUUGCUGUUGUUGACAAGCAUAUUCAGUUCCUAUACAUAUUAAUAAUAUUUAAUUCAGUGAUUGAAAUGAUGACCACAUCCUCAGUAGCCUAUUCCAGCAGGCUAUUGGGAAACACAAGCACUUCUUAUUGCAAAAUCGCUUUGCUAUUCAUGUUAAAUAAAUUAGUCUGUUAAUUUGAACUAAGCAAGCUGCUAAAUCGUUCGGUUUACUUCUUGCCUACAUCUUGUCUAGGCUACUGUCGACUAUAUUACAUGAGAUGGAGGCCUAUCAGUGGCUAUAGGCUACCUGCCUUUAAGCAAACUAUGACAAAAUGUAAUUGUGAUUUUUGUCUGUAGCCUGUCUAUUGAAAUUACAAGUCAAUCUCGCAAAUGGGCCAUUUAAAACAGUUUGUAAUCUUAACAUCUGGCACAUAAUAACAGCACAAUUGCCAGAAAAUCUAUAGUUUUGCACAUGCGCAAAGGGGAUUUAUUUACAAUAAUAAACCUGGUUCGAGCCCCGAAUGCUAAAUGGCUGAAAGAUGUGUUAUAUCAGACCAUAUACCACGGGUAUGACAAAACAUUACUUGUUACUGUUCUAACUACGUUGGUAACCAGUUUAUAAUAGCAAUAAGGCACCCUGGGGGUUUGUGGUAUAUGGCCAAUAUACCACGGCUAACAGCCGUGUUGCGUUGUGCUUAAGAACAGCCCUUAUCUGUGGUAUAUUGGCCAUAUACGAUACCCCCUUGUGCCUUAUUGCUUAAUCAUAGCAGUCAAACAAGUUAAAUCACCAGCCAUUGAUGGAAAAUGAUCUGGCGAGUUUAAUAAGGGCGAAUUAUCUUUUCUCUUGCUACAUAUUCAAAUUCCUUUAUUAUGUCAUGUCAUAGCUUGCGAUAAUUAUUAUUUUGAGGAAACCCGAAUUUUGCUUCUAACGUCGUUACAAGUUACUAUGAUAUUCCUUCUUAAUUGGCUUGAUAACGUUAUGAAAAAAGGGUUUAUUUUAUAGAUAUGGCAACUCCUGUCUUGCUGUGAAAGAAAAUCUGGCCUAGUUUUCAGGCCUUUUGGGCGGGUUAUGAGUGGUCAUUGGGCUAGAAAUUUUAGUUUGACCUGGCAACCCUGCCGCACCCGACCCUAACCCGAAAAUAUAGAAAAUACCCAGUACAGUCAGAGAUGACGGAACUAUUUUUGACAGGUCUUUUUAGAUAGGCCUAUGUUUCUGCUUGUAAUUUCCGACAUUUUUGUAGGCUAUUUGUUAGGCAACUUGUCUAUAAUUAAAUACAUGCAGCUUCUCUUCUGUCAUUACUUGUUGCCUUAGUCUAAAUAAACCAUCGCUCACCAGAAUUAUGUCAUAAAUCGAUAAAAUGAAUGGUUCAAUUUAGUUGACAUCUGUAAAGUUAGUUUCUCUUGCCUCUUUCAUCUCUGCUUCUCUCGCUCAGCAAAGACGUUUAGGGACCGAGGAGAGAAUGCAAUAGGCUAACAAAAAAAAAACUGGAAAGAUAUUUCCAUGCAACAUUUUGACCUGUUUUAAGGAAAUUAAAAGCUGUUAAAACAACCCAACAUGUUUUUGAUAAGAUUUAAGUUCGGCUUGGAUGCAUUGUGGUUGAAAUACUAUCACAUUUUAUGAGGCUGAUAAAGAUAGCACCAUUACAGACGGUCCUUAUCGCGCAUUCAUUCUCUCAAGGUGCUGAAAUAAAUAAAUAAUAUUUCUCCACUCAGUACAGUUCCCUUGAAGUGCCAUAUUGAAGUAUAGUUGACUAUUGAAUUUGUAUAGCGCCUCACAAUCAUCACACAUAACAUAACUGCUAUCAUCCUCUUUUACCACUUCACCAAAUCUUUCCCAAACAUUAGACUACUGUUCUGGCCCUCCCUUCUCUUUAUUUUCAACUCUCCAUUUCGCAGCUUUUCUCUAACAUGCUGACCACAUCGCAAAAUAGCGUUGCAAAAUAAAUGGACACAUACAUGUUAUUCAAUCAUUGCACCCACACUGCUCGCGAGCGUCUGCGUAGCCAGGCGCUAAAAUAGAACUUGGCUCUAUUUGUGACGCUUGACACGCUGCAAGUCCCGCCUCUCCCAUCUCCUCAUUGGUUUUUAGGAGCAUAUACUCACGUGGGUGAUUGAAAGAUGAACUGAGGUCCACACUCCAGUCCAGUUGGUGGUGGUAAUGCACCUUAAAGUUGGUUGCCAACCACCAUAUAAAGUCAGAAGAAGAAGCCUGAAGGAGGAGAGAUUACUAUUAAUGAACUCGGUUUACCCUUUUAUCUGUGGAUUAAUUGUCGGAGUAGAGGACCUUGUGCAUUUCAGGUAAAAUAACAACCCAAUGUUUAUAUCCCAGGACACAUUAGCUAGCAACAGCAAGCUAGCUAGCUAAAUUGCCAUAAAUGUUUAAUGCUUUUCGACCUGUCCCCAAAUUAAUAUAGUUGAUUCAGAGUUCGUUUUGAUAUUUCAACCUGCGUGUCCUGAACGCUUCUUGUGUGGGUGGACAAACUCAACAUGCGCGCGAUGGCGUGUCAGCAUGUAAGGUCUAGCAAACCUACCGGUUCCAAGUAGAAAAAGCAUCUACUUUAUUUUUCCCGAUAUAACAGCAUUCCAUGCACUGUAAUUUACAACUUGAUAAGAGCUAGGUAAAUUAGUAAUCUGUUUGGAUAAGGGAAUUGUAAAUAUAAAUAACACUUGUUUUAGACAAUUUUUCCUUAUGAUCCCUGGAGACGAAUAUGAAACUAGUCAUAUGGAAGCAAACUGAAAAUCAUAUCACACAUGACAUGUAUUGCAGCCCCUUUUCCACAGUGAUGUAGGCUCCCAAGUGGCGCAGCGGUCUAAGGCACUGCAUCUCAGUGCUUGAGGCGUCACUACAGACCCUGGUUCGAUUCCAGACUGUAUCACAACCGGCCGUGAUUGGGAGUCCCAUAGGGCGGCGUUUAAUUGGCCCAGCGUCGUCCGGGUUUGGCCGGUGUAGGCCGUCAUUGUAAAUAAGAAUUUGUUCUUAACUGUCUUGCCUAGUUAAAUAAAGGUAAAAUAAAAAAAUUAAAAUAGCUGUGACGUUAUUCCACAUUUUUAUUGUGUGCCCCGUGUAGCUCAGUUGGUAGAGCAUGGCGUUUGCAACGCCAGGGUUGUGGGUUCGAUUCCCAUGGGGGGCCAGUAUGAAAAAUGUAUGCACUCACUAACUGUAAGUCACUCUGGAUAAGAGCGUCUGCUAAAUUACGUAAAUGUAAAUGUAAAUAAAUUGCGUGGAUAAUAUUUUUAGACCCAAGCUAUAGUCUUCUGUAGGGCCGAACCUGCAGAGUUAAUGUAAGCGCUUUAGAAUGUUUUAUUUGACCAUUUGUAUAAUGUUAAAUAUUAGCCACUAUUGGGAGCCACUGUCAGUAAUACCCAAAUACAUUUCUAACUGUCACUUUAAUGUUAGUUGUCUUCAAUUUGUAGCCUACAUUUUGCAUCAUUCCAUUCCAUUUUGUUUACCUUUCUUUCCUUUGUCACGUCCAUGUAGUUGUUGCUGAGGGUCGCUAGCAUUAGUUGUGCAAUAAUUUUGGACAUGUAGCCUAUUUGAAUCAUUAUAAAACUCAGAACACACAUAGUAGUUUGAACCUGCUACCUGGCGCAAGGUUCUGUAGCGGGUGAUUUAGGACUGAGUCAGGCGCAGGAGAGUAAAUCACAGAAUAAAUGGUUUAUUCGAUAAACAGCGGUACGCAGCAAUGCGUAAUACACACCAGUGCGGUAAAACGGCGCACUGGGGAAAACAAGGCACACGGGUGAAUAUCCCAGCCAUACACAAUAUAAUCUAGCUCCACCGAGCUAUAAUAUCCUCUACAAUAAACAAUCACACACAAAGACAAGGGGGCAAAGGGAACACUUAUACAGGUACUAAUGAGUGGAUAUGAACCAGGUAUAAUAGGUGUAAUAAACAAAACAAAACAAAACAAAUGGAAUGAUGAGAUGAGGAGCGGCAGUGGCCAGAAGGCCGGUGACGACGAACGCCGAAGCCUGCCCGAACAAGGAGAGGAGGAAGCUUCGGAGGAAAUCGUGACAGGUUCACAACGACUGGACCGUUGUCAUACAGUUCCAUGAUUAGUGAGGAUAAGGGUAGAUUUAUAGGACUAUUUUAUUGUACACUUUUUUCGACCUUGCAAUAUUUCAUCGAUUGAACUUCCAAGAUGGCAUAGCUGUGCGGUCGUGUUUUCUGUAGUGUCCUCAUGUAAAUAGCCUGUUUUUUUUUUUUUUGUCUUUUUCGUAUAUAUUUCUCAAUCUCACUUUCCAUCCAUUAACUAAAUAUACUUUCCUGCAACCCGCCUCACCCAAUGUGGAACGGAUUCUGUUGUUUCUUCAUACAUUUUUAUCCAGAACCUCUGGCUGAAACUAGCCAGCUAACUAGCUACUUGCUAUUAGCCACCGUUAGCGGUCUUCACCAUUGUCCGUGACCGUGGCCUGCACUACCUACCAGCCAGCUCUAGCCUGGACAAUUGUCGGCCAGUCUGCACAUCGCGCUAUCGAGCCAGAGCAUAUCGGAUUUUCUGCCGGAAUCACUGAAUCACUGGACCUUAACACCGGAUCAUUGCAACUAGCUAGCUGCAACCGAAUGGCUGUUGUCGUUGUUGGCUAAUCACCACUGUCCUGAAGCUAACCCCAGCUAACCUUGAGCUAGCCUCGAGCCAGGCCCAUCUCCCGGCUAUCUACCUCUCUGUCAACCGGACGGGACCUCCUGGUGUUGACACGGAGCCCCGCCGAUCCAUCACGACUGGUCUGCCGACGUAAUCGUCUGAUGUGGUUUCAACAGGCUUCCCGUUGCGACGACCACGACGAUCCAUCUGCUAGCCCCGGCCCGCUAGCACACGCAAUCAACAGCCAUGCCUCCAGCUCGCCUGUAACGUAGCAGCCACUGAACUGCUCCCGGACUUACUUAUUGCUGUUCACUGGACCUUAUGAUCACUCAGCUACACAGCUGAUGCCUGCUGGACUGUUCCUUUAUACGGUACCCCAUCCUGUUUAGCCUCAGCUCAAACUUUCAUCGCCAUUACCAGCUGUUGUCUUAGCUCUCUCGAAUAGCACCUGUGACUGUUUUAUGCCGCUCUCCCAUGUCAAUAUGCCUUGCCUAUUGCUGUUUCGGUUAGUUCUAACUGUACUUGUUCAAUGUAGAGCCCCCAGUCCUGCUCAACCUGUCUCAGAUAGCUCCUUUGUCCCACCCCCCACACACGCGGAGACCGGCUCAAUCGGUGCCUCCAGUGAUGCUAUCUCUUUCAUCUUUACCCAACGCUUAGGUUUACCUCCACUGUCCUCAUAUCCUUCCAUAUCCUUGUCUGUACAUAAUGCCCUGAAUCUAUUCUACAACGCCCGGAAAUCUGCCCCUUUUUUUCUCUGUACCCAACGCACUAGAAGACCGGUUCUUAAAGCCUUUAGCCGUAUCCUUAUUCUACUCCUCCUCUGUUCCUCUGGUGAUGUAGAGGUUAACCCAGGCCCUGUAGCCACCAGUAUCACUCCUGCUCCCCAGGCGCUAUUAUUUGUUGACUUCUGUAACCACAAAAGCCUUGGUUUCUUGCAUGUUAACAUCAGAAGCCUCCUCCCUAAGUUUGAGUUAUUCACUGCGUUAGCACACUCCGCCAACCCUGAUGUUCUAGCAGUGUCUGAAUCCUGGCUUAGGAAGGCCACCAAAGAUUCUGAAAUUUCCAUUCCCAACUACAACAUUUUCCGUCUAGAUAGAACUGCCAAAGGGUGCGGAGUUGCAAUCUACUGUAGAGAUAGCCUGCAGAGCUCUAUCAUACUAUCCCGGUCUGUGCCGAAACAGUUUGAGCUUCUACUUCUAAAAAUCUAUUGUGUUAUUGACUGUACGUUUUGUUUAUUCCAUAUGUAACUCUGUGUUGUUGUUUUUACCGCACUGCUUUGCUUUAUCUUGGCCAGGUCGCAGUUGUAAAUGAGAACUUGUUCUCAACUGGCUUACCUGGUUAAAUAAAGGUUAAAUAAAAAAAGAAAAAAAAGAACUUGAAUAUGACAACUUUCGGGAUGAAUCAAUACGUUGUAUUUUUGAUUCAUUAUUAUAUUUUGUGCAUAAAAUCUCUCAAACAACGUUACGCACCUUAGUAAGGUAAGUCUGAAUAUCAACUAGUGAGAAGUGCGUAGGAAAGGCCUGCAUAAGAAAGGCUUAAAUGUCCUAAGACUGAAUCUAGCCCUUAUUGAAUUAAACUCUGACAUUGUCCUUUUUACCUCAGUGGAUGGAAGUUAACUUUUUCUGCCCAAGUUCCCGAAAGCAUUUGGCAGUUGGUGGUUAUUUGCCACGUGACAGUUAGGCCUUUAAGCUUAGGUUUAGGCUACACACUAAUGCCAGAUAAAACAUAAUGAAAGACCAACCUCCAUGUAGCCUAUAGAUAUGAAUUGCACAAUACUUAUACAUUUAUGAAUUUUUAAUGCAUUGUUUUCUCUUUAUUCAACCCAUACAAUAUUGAAUGGCCCUAAACCCGCCCACCGCGCAGUAUCCGCGGGACUGCAGGUUAUGAGUCAGCCCGUGCAUUUGUGUGUAUAUAUUUGUGUUUGUAUUUCUGUGGUAUGUCUGUGUGUGUGUGUGCCUGGUGAGACUAUAACCCCAUGUGUUAUUAUCUCUUAGGGAGGUUUGUAGUUGUUGUUGUUGUUUGUGGUGAUGUUAGUCAUGCCAGCAUAGAGGAAGAGGAAUGUGGCAGGUUUCCUAUUUCACCCCUGACUAACAGCAAACUCAUUCAACGACGUGAUACACAUUCUGUUUCCAGAAACAAAUCUCUAGUUCCUCUAAUAAAAGCAGAGAUGUGUAUCCUUAGGAUACAGCACCCUAGUGUUUUUUUUACUGCUUGAUCGGGGCAUAUCGAGAUGAUGUGCUUUAAUUGCUUACAAGUUCUCUUGUUGCAUUCAUCACAGAAAUAAUUUUUAAAAACAUAUGUGAAACCCAGAGACAUCCAGCUGCCAGUAAGCUCUGUUGAAGGGAUGUCAGUAGUUAAAGGGAGUAUGAUGGGGAUUUUAAGAAUGAUUUAUUCUUUCAAUGGGUGUAGUCUUCCUUUCCUCUUGUGUGAUGACAUGAGAAAAAGGUGAAAAGGUUGACAGUUGCUGGACACCACAUUGAGAAAGAAGAAUGGUUAGUUACAUGAACACAAGGCCUGAUUGCCUGCUUCACAGGCUUCUCCUCAUGUGUUCUCCUAAAGUUGGUAUCCUCAUCCUCUAUAGUAAGUGAUACAGUCCAGGUUGGCGGUUAGGAUCAGUUACACAUACUACACUAUGUUGUUUCUGGAGUCCCCACAUAGCAUGCAGUGUUUUAGAAUGUCCUAAUGUUGUGAUGCUUUGUUUAAGGUAGUCAGGCAUAUACUGUACCCUCACAUGUCAAAAUGAUCUUCUUGAAGGUUCCGGAGCGUACAACAUCCAAAUUCUAUUGCAAAGAGCUGAUGAGUCAUCACCGGACUGGGUCGAGGUACGUUUGUCACCACAUCACACAUCAGUCAGUCUCAGUGAGCAGUACUACCAGUUACAGGGUGGAUGAUCCAUAGUCAGCUUUGACCGGCCCCAUCUGCCUAGGACCUCACUUCCACUGGCACUCUAUCAGAUAUCUCUGAGACACCAUUUGAAGUAUAAAGCAUGGCAUUGUAUGUGUGCCUGAUCCUUGUCAUCUGCCUCUCUCUCUUUCUUUCUCUCUCUUUUCUCUUUCUCUCUCUCCCUCUCUCUCUCUCUCUCUUUCUCUCUCUUCUCUCUUUUUCUCUUCUCUCUCUCACUUUAUCUCUCUCACUUUCUCUCUCUCUCCCCCUCUCUCUCUCUGCUGUCCAGUGGGGCCCCUCAGUCUCCAGUGGAGAAGGGAGGGAAGUCCAUGUCAUCUCAUGGCAGCUCCAGUAGCAGCUCCCAGUCAGGUCUGUGUCCUCGUGUCCUCCACAAUCUCUCUCUCUCUCUCUCUCUCUCUCUUCUCUCUCUGUCUCCCCCGUCCCUUCCCCGUUUUCCUGUCUUCCCCUGUUCGGUCGGGGGUUGUUUGGUUCUCUCUCUCUUCUCUCUCUCUCCCCCUCUCCCCCUUCUCUCUUCUCUCCCUUUUCCCCAAAUUCCCUCCUCUUCCUCUCUUCCCCCUUUUCUCCCCUCUCUCUCUCUCUCCUCUCUUCUCCCUUCUCCCCCUUUUCUCUCUCUCACCCCAUCUCUCUCUCUUUUUCUCUCAUCUUCUUCUCCGUCUCCCCUCUCCCCCCUUUUUCUCUCUCUCUCUCUCCCUAAACCCACUCACUAAAGGGUUGACAUAGCAAAACAUCCCCAUUCAAAAGUUUGGCCCCAAAACCUUUUCCCUUAAAGGGGUUUUUUGGGUACUUUUUUUUAAACAUUGUAGAAUAAUGGGAAAGACAUAUAAACUAGAAAAAAACACAAAAGGGAAUAAUGUAAAACCCAAAAAGUCUUAAAAAAAAAUCAAAAUUAUUUAAAUUUUGAAAUUUUUCCCAAAUAGCCACCCCUUUGCCUUGAUGACAUCUUUGCACACUCUUGGCAUUCUCUCAACCAGCUUCAUGAGGUAGUCACCUGGAAUGCAUUUCAAUUAACAGGUGUGCCUUAAAAGUUAAUUUGUGGAAUUUCUCUCCUUAUUAAUGCGUUUGAGCCAAUCAGUUGUGUUGUGACAAGGUAGGGGGGGUAUACAGAAGAUAGCCCUAUUUGGUAAAAGACCAAGUCCAUAUUAUGGCAAGAACAGCUCAAAUAAGCAAAGAGAACAACAGUCCAUCAUUACUUUAAGACAUUAAGGUCAAUUUCAAGAACUUUAAAGUUGCAUCAAGUGCAGUCGCAAAAACCAUCAAGCGCUAUGAUGAAACUGGCUCUCAUGAGGACCGCCACAGGAAUGGAAGACCCAGAGUUACCUCUGCUGCAGAGGGUAAGUUAAUUAGAGUUACCAGCCUCAGAAAUUGUAGCCCAAAAAAUGCUUCACAGAGUCCAAGUCACAGACACAUCUCAACAUCAACUGCUCAGAGGAGACUGUGUGAAUCAGGCCUUCGUGGUCGAAUUGCUGUAAAGAAACCACUACUAAAGGACACCAAUAAGAAGAAGAGACUUGCUUGGGCCAAGAAACACGAGCAAUGGACAUUAGACCGGUGGAAAUGUGUCCUUUGGUCUGGAGUCCAAAUUUGAGAUUUUUGGUUACAACUGCCGUGGCUUUGUGAGACACGGUGUGGGUAAGCGGAUGAUCUCCGCAUGUGUAUUUCCCACUGUAAAGCCUGGUGGAGGAGGUGUUAUGGUGUGGGGGUGCUUUGCUGGUGACACUGUCUGGGAUUUAUUUAGAAUUCAAGGCACACUUAACCAGCAUGGCUACCACAGCAUUCUGCAGCGAUACGCCAUCCCAUCUGGUUUGCGCUUAGUGGGACUAUAAUUUGUUUUUCAACAGGACAAUGACCCAACACACCCUCCAGGCUGUGUAAGGCAACUUUAACCAAGAAGGAGAGUGAUGGAGUGCUGCAUCAGAUGAACUGGCCUCCACAAUCCUCCGACCUCAACCCAAUUGAGAUGAUUUGGGAUGAGUUGGACCGCAGAGUGAAGGAAAAGCGGCCAACAAAUGCUCAGCAUAUGUGGGAACUCCUUCAAGACUGUGGAAAAGCAUUCCAGGUGAAGCUGGUUGAGAGAAUGCCAAGAGUGUGCAAAGCUGUCAUCAAGGCAAAGGGUGGCUAUUUGAAGAAUCCUCAAAUAUAAAACACUUUUUUGGUUACUACAUGAUUCCAUAUGGUGUUAUUUCAUAGUUUUUGAUGUCUUCAACUAUUAUUCUACAAUGUAGAAAAUAGUCAACAUAAAGAAAAAACCCUUGAAUGAAUAGGUGGUGUCCAAACUUUUGGACUGGUACUGUGGGGCAAAAAAUUAUUUUUUGUCAGCCACCAAUUGUGCAAGUUCUCCCACUUAAAAGAUGAGAGAGGCCUGUAAUUUUCAUUAUAGGUACAAACCGUCAACUAUGACAGACAAAUUGGAGGAAAAAAAAUCCAGAAAAUCCCAUUGUAGGAUUUUUUAUGAAUUUAUUUGCAAAUUAAUGGUGGAAAAUAAGUAUUUGGUCACCUACAAACAAGCAAGAUUUCUGGCUCUCACAGACCUGUAACUUCUUCUUUAAGAGGCUCCUCUGUCCUCCACCCGUUACCUGUAUUAAUGGCACCUGUUUGAACUUGUUAUCAGUAUAAAAGACACCUGUCCACAACCUCAAACAGUCACACUCCAAACUCCACUAGGCCAAAACCCCAAAAAGGGUGUCCAAAAGGCCCCCAAAACAAAAAAUUGGGAGACCCGCACCCGGCUGGGGAAAACCCGAAAACGGGAGGGAGCCCUUUGGGUUUUAAGAAAUCAACGUGGGACAAUUUUAGGAAAAAGGGAAAAACAUACCCAAAACCCCUAAAUCUCCCCAUCUUUGGGGUCCCCCAAAAUCUUUCCCCCCUUUUUGGGCCCAAAAGAAACACAAAAACGGGGACAAAAAUCCCCAAAACCCCACGGGGGACCUAGUGAAAACCUACCCAGACUGGACCAAGUACCAAAAACCCACCCCAGUAAAACACUCCCCCGCCAGGGACCCCAAAACCUGCAUUUCCAACGGUCCCCCUGCUUAAACCAGUACCAAAUGUCCGGCCCCCUGAAGUUUUGCUAAGUGCAUUUGGAUGAAUCCAGAAGAGGAUUGGGAGAAUGUCAUAUGGUCCAUGAAACCAAAAUAGAACUUUUGGUUAAAAACUCAACUUGUCGUGUUUGGAGGACAAAGAAUGCUGAGUUGCAUCCAAAGAACACCAUACCUACUGUGAAGCAUGGGGGUGGAAACAUCAUGCUUUGGGGCUGUUUUUCUGCAAAGGGACCAGGACGACUGAUCCGUGUAAAGGAUAGAAUGAAUGGGGCCUGUGUCGUGAAGAUUUUGAGUGAAAACCCCUCCUUCCAUCAGCAAGGUUAUUGAAGAUGAAACGUGGCUGGGUCUUUCAUUUUACAUUACAUUUUAGUCAUUUAGCAGACGCUCUUAUCCAGAGCGACUUACAUGAGCAAUUAGGGUGAAGUGCCUUGCUCAAGGGCACAUCGACAGAUUCUUCACCUAGUCGGCUCUGGGGAUUAGAACCAGCGACCUUUCGGUUACUGGCAUAACGCUCUUAACCACUAAGUUACCUGCCCGGGCAACGAAGGAGUGGCUUCGUAAGAAGCAUUUCAAGGUCCUGGAGUGGCCUAGCCAGUCUCCAGAUCUCAACCCCAUAGAAAAUCUUUGGAGGGAGUUGAAAGUCCAUGUUGCCCAGCGACAGCCCCAAAACAUCACUGCUCUAGAGGAGAUCUGCAUGGAGGAAUGGGCCAAAAUACCAGCAACAGUGUGUGAAAACCUUGUGAAGACUUACAGAAAACGUUUGACCUGUGUCAUUGCCAACAAAGGGUAUAUAACAAAGUAUUGAGAAACUUUUGUUAUUGACCAAAUACUUAUUUUCCACCAUAAUUUGCAAAUAAAUUCAUAAAAAAUCCUACAAUGUGAUUUUCUGGAUUUUUAUUUCUCAUUUUGUCUGUCAUAGUUGACGUGUACCUAUGAUGAAAAUUACAAGGCCUCUCUCAUCUUUUUAAUUGGGAGAACUUGCACAAUUGGUGGCUGACUAAAUACUUUUUUUCCCCACUGUAUAUAUAUAUAUAUAUAUAUAUAUAUAUAUAUAUAUAUAUAUAAUAUAUACUAACCGUUCAAAAGUUUGGGGUCACUUAGAAAUGUCCUUGUUUUCGAAAGAAAAGCAAUUUUUUUGUCCAUUAAAAUAACAUCAAAGUGAUCAUAAAUACAGUGAAGACAUUGUUAAAGUUGUAAAUGGCUAUUGUAGCUGGAAACAGCUGUUUUUUUAAUGGAAUAUCGACAUAGGCGUACAGAGGCCCAUUAUCAGCAACCAUCAGUCCUGUGUUCCAAUGGCACGUUGUGUUUGCUAAUCCAAGUUUAUAAUUUUAAAAGGCUAAUUGAUCAUUAGAAAAUCCUUUUGCAAUUAUGUUAGCACAGCUGAAAACUGUUGUGCUGAUUAAAGAUGCAAUAAAACUGGACUUCUUGAGACUAGUUGAGUAUCUGGAGCAUCAGCAAUUGUGGGAUCGAUUACAGGCUCAAAAUGACCAGAAACAAAUAACUUUCUUCUGAAACUUGUCGGUCUAUUCUUGCUCUGAGAAAUGAAGGCUAUUCCAUGCGAGAAAUUGCCAAGAAACUGAAGAUCUCGUACAACGUUAUGUACUACUCCCUUCACAGAACAGCACAAACUGGUUCUAACCAGAAUAGAAAGAGGAGUGGGAGGCCCCGGUGCACAACUGAGCAAGAGGACAAAUACAUUAGAGUGUCUAGUUUGAGAAACAGACGCCUCACAGGUCCUCCACUGGUAGCUUCGUUAAAUAGUACCCACAAAACACCAGUCUCAACGUCAACAGUGUAGAGGCGACUCCGGGAUGCUGACCUUCUAGGCAGAGUUGCAAAGAAAAAGCCAUAUCUCAGACUGGCCAAUAAAAAUAAAAGAUUAGGAUGGGCAGUCUGAGAUAUGGCUUUUUCUUUGCAACUCUGCCUAGAAGGUCAGCAUCCCAGAGUCGCCUCUUUACUGUUGACGUUGAGACUGGUGUUUUGCCUAUGUAGAUAUUCCAUUACAAAUCAGCCGUUUCCAGCUACAUUUACAACAUUAACAAUGUCUACACUGUAUUUCUGAUCAAUUUUAUGUUAUUUUAAAGGACAAAAAAUGUACCUUUCGAAAACAAGGACAUUUCUAAGUGACCCCAAACUUUUGAACGGUAGUGUAUAUAAACUCAGCAAAAAAAGAAACGUCCCUUUUUCAGGACUGCCUUUUGGAUAGAAAGAAAGAAAGAAAGAAAGAAAGAAAGAAAGAAAGAAAGAAAGAAAGAAAGAAAGAAAGAAAGAAGAAAGAAAAAGAAAGAAAGAAAGAAAGAAAGAAAGAAAGAAAGAAAGAAAGAAAGAAAGAAAGACUGGGUAAUAUGUUCAAAGUUCCCCUUUUUCACAAUUGGUUGUCUGAGGAAUUUUAAGAAAGCAGUUCAGGAAUAUGGGAAAUAAAUGUGCUAACAUGUCUUUGUUUAAAUGCCAAAGGAAUCCUAUACUGUACAUGAAGUUGGAGCAGUAGCUCAAAUAGAGAAAUGAUAAUGAAUUUGACAUUUAUAUUCCUUUACAAGUUCAUAACAUUGUAGCUUUCAGGAAGUAAGCCAGAGGAAAAACAAGGAAGCCCUUACAAUAUAUCCUGAUGCUCAUCAUAUUAACGGAGCAUACUGAGGUCUUGGGGCAACUGAAAACUUUAAUCCGUAACAUAGUAUCUACAGUAUCUGUAUGGCUCUGGUAAUAUUUAGCAUGAGUGUACAACAUAGUUAGAUGGGAGAUUUGAGAUUUGAAGCAUGUCUUUUGACUCUUUCAGGUUACUUCAAGCUGGAGAGCCCUCUGCUGCAGAGCCGUCUUCAGCAGUACAAGAAGUCUAAGGAGAUUUCUCCAGGAGCCCUACUUCAGCAACAUGUAAGUAUCUGUCUUCUGUCACCAUCCUAG
This is a messenger RNA of Coregonus sp. 'balchen', 20322 nucleotides long. The record is from the annotation of a GenBank genome assembly. NCBI's taxonomy places the organism in Eukaryota, Metazoa, Chordata, Actinopteri, Salmoniformes, Salmonidae.